ACCAAGAUCAAAGGGUGAGAGAGGGGUGCACUGUCAACGUGCGAAUUGUAUCUUUGACGCUUGCCUCCGUGUUUUUACGUGGUGCUGAGCUGCUCUUGCUUACGGCAGUGCAGAGGUUAAGUGAGACUGUGGGUGGGAAGGAAGGGAAUCCCCGCGCGCGAGACGAACCUUGUGGGAUGAGACCGAGGGGUGUACGACAGCGCGAGCAACGGUACAGAUGCGAGAGUUUCUCCGGAACAUUCAUCGGCUGCUCGCUUCACCUGUGCAAGCUUGAUCCAGAAAAUAACUUUCGGAGACCCUGAGCCCGCUGUGGGAAGCCCUCAGGAGAGAGAGAGAGAAGGAGGAGGAGGAGAAGGAGAAGAAGAAGGAGAAGGAGAAGAAGGCCACCUUGUCCGUCUCUCCGCUUCCAGCCAUCCUUUCAGUGCCUCGCAGUGGACCCAAGAAGAAGCACACCUAGACAGGUCUGGUGUCUGCUCCGCACUGCUCAUCCGCCCCACUCCAGGACACUGACCCACAGGGCCAGCCAGUGCCAAGAGACAUGACUGCAUCAGCGCCUGUGCAUGUGGGCCAACCAAGGGCUUUUCCGUGAGAGCACAGAGUCUGGACGGGCCCAGGGGCAGCACAGCUCCACUGCUGUCUCUCUCUCUCUCCUCUCUCUCUCUCUCUCUCUCUCUCUCUCCCUCUCUCUCUUUUUCUGUCUCUCUCUCUCUAUCCUCCUCUCCCUUACCUCCCUCCCUCCCCCUCCCCUCAGUGCCCUCUCUCUCCUCCCCUCUCCUUCUCUCUCUCCCUCCCUCACUCACUCACUCUCACUGGAAGUGGAACGCAACUUCAGGCACGCUGAAUACUAAAAGGACUGGGCUCCAAAUAUGAGGCUUUCCCCAGUGACGGCUGCACCACGGCUGAGAUUACACGGCAACACCCUGCCAGGCAUAUCAACGCAUCUGUUGCACACACCAUUGCAUUCAGCUGACUGAAGUGUUGGUGUUGGUUAUUGUGCAACCCCCAGGGAGGAACGUGGUCGGAUCCACUGUCUCGCCAGGCCUCUGAAAUAGUGAUGGGACUUCACACGGCCACGAGGGAAAGAGGCGACCAAUGAGAAGAGAGAAUAUCAACUCCCUUUUACCUAUGUGACAGGAGGCCCCAUUUGCCAGACUCGAAUGCACAAUGUCCCUGUGUCACUGUCGGCACAUAUAAGGGGACCUGGCCUGCCAAACCAACUUCACGCUGGUUACAAUGGCGGGAGAGACUAAGAGGACGUACGCCGUCAAAGAACUGGAUGCAGGGUCAAAGAAACUUGAAGAGGGCCCGGCGAGAGAGCAGUACAGAGAAAAACGUCAGAGAGAUUCUCCUGAGCACUACCCGAAUGGGACUGUGGAACCACGGGUGACAGGAAAUGGACCUAAGUUUGUAGACAAGGACCGAGAGAGCUCACAGCAACGUGAGGCUGUCAUACGGCCCCAGCAAGCAGGCAAAAUAGACUUUAAGUCGUUUCAGAACCGGCCAAAGUUCAGCAGUGACAGAACAUGGCAGGGUGGUAAGGGCAGCCCCCAGUCACCAAGCGGCAAGAGCCGGAACCGGGACAAGGGCAAAAAGUCCAGCAAGUCGGAUCGCGGCAACCCCCAGCAGCUGUACCGUCUGAGCAUCACAAACCCCCGCUCCAACAACCCCACAAUCGGAAUAGCUUACCCACAGCAAAAGGUGUCUCCCCCCAAGAAGCUGGAUGCCGGCCGAGCUCCGGUGUCCGGCAGCUACCGGUUCCACGUGCCCAGCAUCCCAGAGCGAGAAGCUGAGCUGCAGCAGGAGGAGCGGAGCUACAGCCGAUGCUUUCCAGAGGGCCCCUCCAACAACCUCACCACCUCUAGCUAUACCUCACAGGCAGUGGUGGGCUCCGCAGGGGGAACCCAGGCCCCUCAGCACACACCCUCUACUCUGCAGCAGCAACAGCAGCAUCAGCAGCAUCAGCAGCAGCAAGCGCAGCAACCACCACAGGCUGCUGGUCCUCUGGAUACCAGUGGGGCUCAGCCCUCUGGGCCGAUGCUCUUUCCAGAUUUCCAGUUGAAUGGAGCGGACACAUGGCAGUCGCCAGAUAGGACUCUCACCAGCACUGCCUAUGGGAUUGCAGCACCAAAAACAAACAUGGUGGUCGAGCCUGGUAAAACUGGGUUCAUGCCAAUGUCGUUCCAGUAUGGCUUUUCACUGCUGGACGACACGGCCACAGACCCUUUUCCCUGUGAUCCGAACCCGUCGUCACAGGAUUACAUGGAUGCUGCCUUGGCUCCUCCCAGCCAGGUGCCUCACAACCCAUUCCAGUCCUUCCAGACCUCAACUGAGGCGCAGGAAGGGGUACAGGGAACGAGCCAAUUCAACAGUGAGCAGACUGAAGACAGGCCACCGUACCCCCUGACUGCCCAACCACAGCCGUACAUGCAGGUCCCUCAUGGGCCUCCAUCUUCCAUGCACUGCCCCAGGGGAAUGGGUGAGGAGCCCGAACAUGGGGAGAGCUCUAUUUCUGUAUCAGAGCAGAGCAAGGGCACCCUGGCAGACAAACCUGAUGGCAAUGCCAUUUCAACAGGAGGAAAAAGGGGCUGCCACUCCAAAGAUGGCAAUGGCACAACUGGCAACCAAAGGGUACACAUGCAAAGCAACGUCCACCAUAUCAGAAACAUUGCACAGGGCUCCGGCUCUCAAAUGCACUUUCCAGGCAAAGCUUACAGCAGCCCCCCACUGAAUGCUGUCCACAUGGGCCCCGUGCCACAUGACAAGAGCAUGGGCAAAAGCCACAGUCGGCUUCCGCCAUCGUGGGAUGGCCAGAACAAGCCCUUUCCUCCCCUGGAGCAGAACUCUGGCGCUUACUCCAACCUGCCCGAGAAAUAUCCCUACCAGUGCCAGCCGGCACACGAACAAAGACAGGGGCCAGGUAAAAACAACCGCAUGCCCUGGCAGCAGCAGCUACGGCUCACAUCGGCAAUGCCAAGCCAGAACCGGAUAGAGCUUUCUAGGGAAUUGAGUAACCAGAAGCUGACAUUUGUUAUUGGCGCCACAGAGUGGCAGGAUGAGGAAAAAUUGCACAAGGCUGGUCCACUCAAAAGCCCUGGGCCCUUCCAGAACAAAAGGGCAACUGAAGGGUACCAAAGGCCAGAGGGCGUCAAGCAGGGAUGUAGCACGGGGAUGCCCCCCUGUCCCUAUAAAAGCAAACCCGAGACAAGUCAUGUGCAAGCCUGUGAUUCUAAGAAUAAGUCUCUGUACUAUGGCAUGAACCAGCCAAUACCUGGAGCAUCCACUAGGACAUGCACCUACCCUCCUCCUAUGCAAGUGCCACCCAUGGGCAUGAUGCUUGUGUCCCCCUAUGAGUCCCCGUUGCCCUCGCCCACUCAAAACCCCACUUCCAGCAGCACAUGCUCAUCCCUCUCACCUGCUUCCACAAGCCCUGUCAACAGUAGCUCUGAUGAUAGCCAAAUCUCAAAGCCUGUUGGCCCUCCCCCAUUCUACCAUCAGCAACAGGGUAAGGCACUGACAUCCACUGAUCACCUCAACUCAAACCAUCACCAUUUCCAUGCAAAUGCCUCGCGCGGUCUGCCCUACCCCACAGACAGACCCAAAGAGGACAUGAUGGGUUACCUGCAGACCAACAGGACACAUGGCAAGUCCAGCAUGGAGAGUAGCAACUUUGGAAUGGAGCACCAUCCUCCGCCCCCAUACUCCGCCCACCAACUACUGGCCACCUCCUUAGUCACGGCAAACCUCGACCAGUUGGAUGUGUUGCUCACUUGCAAGCAGUGUGAUCAGAACUUCAACAAUCUGGUAUCGUUCCUUGAACAUAAGCAGUACUGUGUACAGCAUACAUUUGCACAAAACGACUACAAAGACAUAUCAAAAGUCGAGGACACCAAAAAGUUCCAGAUAGAGGCCCCCAAGGCCCUGACGUCAGGGCCAGCAUUUCCUCAAAUGUCACGUUGCCCAUCAGACCUGCAUUUAUCUCUACUUGGACUUAGCAAGAAUGGUGAACUUAUACCUGACCCUGAACCGAAACUUGACACCAAGGAUGACCCCUUAAAGCUGAACUUGUUUUCAGGUGCAAACAACCCUCCUGCCUCUCUCCCCGAUCUGGAGAUGGAGGAUGCUAAAUUAGACAGCCUCAUCACAGAAGCUCUGAAUGGCCUUGGUUAUCAAUCUGACAAUGCAGAAAUUGACAGCAGCUUCAUUGAUGCAUUUGUGGACGAUGAACUCACAACUGCCAAGUGCAUGUCAAACAGGCAGACACUGAAAACCAAAGACUCUCUCAUGUUUGAGAGCCGAACCAAGCAUGAAGCUACAGCCAGUGAAAGAUCAUACACGCAAGGAAAAUACCUUUAUGACUCUGACAUAGACAGCCUUAGCACUGAUAGCAAACAGACAGAAAGUAGCAACACAGAGAGCCAGAGCUUGGAGCAGACUGACGACACAAACUCCAAAGAAGAGAGCUCACCAGAGAGCCUCAGAGUGUCCUCCAUGGACAAAAGCAGAGAGCAUAAGAAGUGGAUGAAAGAAACACGGAAGUCAGAAACGACAUUAGAAGAAAGUUCAAGUAAUCCCCGCUUUGUUUUGUCCAAAACAUUUUCAGAGCGCUGUGGAAUAAAAAGUGUGCAGGAGAGCUCUUUGUAUGUGAAGUCAUCAGUCCCACAAUCCUUGUCUGGAAAUAGGAUGUCAUCAACACAAAGGCUCGUUGCUCGUGAAGGUAAAAGGAGGAGGACUGGUGGGGGAACCUGGAGCAAGGAGCUCAUCCACAAAAUUGUCCAGCAAAAAAACAAGCUGCACAAGCUACACGUGAAAGGUACCAAGAACAUGCAGUUUUCCCUAGUAAUGGAAAGACUAACCCCCACAGUGCAGACGCCCACAUUCAGGGAAUAUGACUAUGUGUCUGACUCUGAUGAAGACUGCGAGCCUCUAAAGAUAGCCAGCCAAGGCCGUCUGAGUCAGAGCAUCCGCUGCAAGUAUACAUACACCAAAGAGUGCAAAGGCAGAGCAAGGAGUGAGAAAAGCAGGGACCUGCCAUGGAAGCAGGACAAAAACCAUUGCUUUGAAUCCAAAAAGGCUGAUGAUGUGCCUCUGUCUCCCGUAAAGGAGAGACUGAGGCGGCGAAGCAGCAGGUCAUCCACCAGCAGUGAGCUUAGCACCUCGGUGAGCAUGUCCAGCGACAGCAUCAGCAGCCCCAAAAGCCUCGAUCGCACUACAGACUCAGACAGUGAACGGAAAGUUGAGGUGAAAAGGAAAGACUCUGACUCCUUCGAGCCGAAUGGGAUGGGGAUGGAGAGGUCACCGCACAGGGUACGCCGAGAGUCCAACACCUCUUUGGCAUUGUCCUUCUCCAAAAACACCAAGAGGUACAGCACUGAAAAGAUCCUUCUCUCUGCCAACAAAGAGGACUCAACAACCACAAAAUGCUCAAGCAGCAGCAGCAGAAACACUGAGAUUGUGUCCGAACUCAAGACCCGAAGCGUCAUCAGCCUCACGAGGUUCAAAAGCACUGAGGUCUCUGCCGUGGCAAAAGAGGACGUCUUUAGCUGUGAAACAGGAAUCAUAGCAAGAAAAGAAGAGUCAACAUGUCACACCAAAGAGAGCCAUAAAAGCAGCUCUAAGCACUACUCUUCUGAGUUGCUCAGCAACAAAGAGUCAAGCAGUUACAGCAAACACAAGAAGGAUGACAGUUCAACAAAAGUCAAAACAUCUCACAAAAGGAAAGAUGAUAAUGUCAGUGAUGUCACACUGCAACUUUCAGAGACUCCAGCGAUUGAGUUUGAUAAGCUUACCGAUGCUGCUCAUGACACCAAAGACCCAACAAGCUAUCAAACUGACUUAGUUCCAAAGCCCCCAUCUCUGUGCAGUGUACUGAUGGAUGAAGUGUGCCUGUCCCCAGUCUCCACUGAAUUACAAGAUGCUGCAGCACAGAAAGACUCUAUGAGACACAGCCUCAUGCCUUGCCCCUUAGAACAGGACCAGAGUUUGUUAAAAUCUCCACUCUCAUUUGACACAUCGUCAAUGUUUGCAGACCUCCCUGUAGGUGCCUUUGACAACAACCUCUACCCAGACAUCCAGCUCAACAAAGACAGCUUCAGCCCCCUGGAGCCCAGCAGUGAGAAAAAGGACAUGUUUGAAUCAUCAUUUUCCCCUUUCCUCGAGCAGAGAGACUGGGGGCUAAUGGUUGAUGUUACUCCUGAGCUGCCUGAUGAGAUCGCCCAGUACAAGGAUGACUCUGAUGCAGGCAGUGAGAAAAAGAGCAAUUUCAGCACGGUGCCUUUUACUCUUCCAGACAAAAUAAUGAACUACAGCACAGGUAUGAGCAACUGCCCAUCAGAGGAUGAGCUGGAGAUCAAGAGGAUCGUCACAGAGUUGGAGAGCCAGCUGCAGACCAACAAGCUCGGCACACCACCGCUGCUUGAUCAGGAGCUCCCGAAGCAGCUAACCAUGAUCAAGUUCUCACCCCUGCGUCUGGACCAGGAGGUGGAUAAUGACCAGAGUGGGCUGGAGGUGGACUGUGGAGGAGACAGCCUCGCACUGACCGCACCAAGCAUGCCCACAGACCCUCACUCUGAGGGCUUCCCGGAGCCAGAGAUGCCCUGGGCCAGCCCUCUACAGUUUGGGCUGGUGGAAUCACAACACUGCCUCCACACACCGACUCACACCAUUACACACACUCACGACACUCUGAGCGACAAGGUCAGUGCCAGUGAUGACAUGUCAUGUGCGGUGACAGACAAAGAGCAUUGCCCAGGCAUACCUCACCAGCUAGACGGUGGCACCGAUAUCAAGAGCCCACAUGCUGACAAAUCUGAGGAGAUGCUGGAGAAUGAAAUGUACACAGAGAACCUUAUGAAAAGUCUGGAAGUGAUUUCAGACUCCAUAUUCAAGAAGGACCCUCUGCCACUUCCACUACAGGAAUCUAAACUUUUGCAUUCAAGCCCUGAACAUUCUCAGAUCGAUUGCCAAGACACUAAUAAGGACUUGAUGGAGAAUGAAACUAUAUCUGAGGAAGCAGAAGAAAGGGGGGCAGAAAUGCAGUCUGAGAUGCUGUUUGCUUCUGCUAAUCCUUUGAGUGUGGGCUGUGAAAUGUCAGAGGAGGGAGACACAGCGAAAUCCAAUACGUUGACAGAAAAUUCAGUCACUCAAAACAAUGCAGUUGACACAGAACACUCCCAGGAGGAGUUGUUUCAUGGUUUGGCAUCACCGUUACACAAUCCUGAAAAUCCUGAGGAAGUUUCUGAACAUCCCCAGUGCGAAGCUCUGAAGAGACACAACGAAUCCUCAGAGUCCCAAGAAUUAUUGUUUCCCACCACUAUUCAAUAUGAGGCAGAGCAGUCAAAGGACAGUAAUUGGGACUGCAAGCAGCUGGAUCAGGAGGCCGUGGAAAUUGAUUCAGAACUACAAGCUGAACAGAGAGGCACAAAAGAAGAAGAAGAAGAAUCCAAACACUCAGAGCUCCCCGAGCCCUGCCAUGGAGACGAAUCAGUCAGAGAAGCAGAGAAAGGGGAUGAAGAAUGUGUGGGAGAGAGUAUCUUGAUGGACGUAAAUCUGAAAGAGUCUGAAAGUGUAUCACAAGACGAGGCUAAAAGUCCAGCUAUUCCAACAUGCAGCACUUCAAACGAUGAUGCAUCAAGUGAAUCACAGAAAAUGGUCGAUGAUCACUGUAGUGCAGAAAUAAUAGAAACAGCUGCAGCUGGAAGCCCCUGCAUUGUUUCUCCUCUAAUCAAUACCACUGAGCACUUCUCACCAACACAUCCAAGCUACGCUGGCCUAAAUAAAGACAUUGAUGGGGUCACUAGUGAAGUGAUUACCUCAGAGCUGCCUGAGAAAAUCAUAGAGGAGACAGAAUAUCGGGAGCCCUUGAUUGAGCCCACUCUAACCAUGGUCACGUCCCCUUUAACCCCAGUGUGUACAGAUGACACCCAGGAGGAUGAGGAUGAAAGCAAGCAUUUAGCCAUGCCUCCACUCAGCCCCUGUUUGCCAGCUUCACCACAUGAAAGCACUUCAUUGCAAAUGGAGGACGCUGAACUGAAAACAAAAUGGAACAACAGCAGUGAGCCUACACUGGCCACAGAGGAACAAAGCAAUGUCCAGUGCAUUGAAAACACACUCGUGCCUGAAGCUUUAACAGCAGAGGUGGUUGCAGAUGCGAGUUUGGACAACUCCUGCAUUCCCCAGCUGGACUAUGAGGUUACCAAGUGUGAAAUGUCUAUAUCUAACACACUGGUCAGUAGUUCUCUCAUCUCUGUUAACUCCACCCUCUCUGUCCCCUCUGAGACUGAAACACUCCCUAAUAAAGACUCUGUUUAUGAUUUCAAAUUAAGCCCCUUGAAUUACAAAGAGAUUUCCGAUAAUCAAGAAGAGUUUCCUUAUAAUUUCACCUCACUCCAAGUGGAAAAAGAAGUGGAUGACUACACAAAUAUUAAGGCGAGUCCAAAAUCUGAUUGUGAUAAUCAAAGUAAAAAUGAUGUGCUAUUAUCCUCAGAUGAACUCAGCGCAGUACAUGCCAGCCCUGAGGUGAAAACAUCAGUUGAUUCAAGCAAAGAUGAUGCACUGGGUGUGUCUGCUGAAACCCUCAAACAGAGCCCAAUUCAAGACAUUGUCAAAUGCUCGUACAGUGAUGUAACAUCCCAUCAGAAGCUAGAAUGCAUUUCAAUAAACAAACUGCAACUCCAUAAGAUGGAGAACUGCCAUGUGGCUCUUGAAACAAAUGAUUUUAUGGAUUUACACCUCAGCCUAUUGAAGAAAUCAAGUGGUGAGAGUUUUGACACAUUAGCAAUUCCCACUGAGGACAUUUCCUUCAGCUUGAGAGAGAGGGAUGCAGCGCCGGGUGAUGAGAAGGCUUCCCAAAGUCAAGAAGAGAGUACAGCAGAAAUCUCAUUCACAUCAGCGGUAUCAGCCAGUCAGACAGAAAAAAAUGUAGACGGUUUUCAUGUAAAGCAGCAUACUGAGGCAAAAAGCUCCCCCAAAAAGAAUAGUGCCCUCCAUGCAGGCCAAGGAAGCUUUCAGUGUGAAAUUUGCUCAAUGUUUUUACGCACUCUGCCUGGACUGAAAAGACAUAAAGCAAUGAAACAUGUGGUGAAGACUAAUGUGAACUCUGCCUCUACUAGUGGAACCACAAGCAACAACACGCCUGUUCAUCAAACUCCAGUGUCUCUCCACAAAGACGUCCAACCGCUACAAAAUCUACACAGCCUGCAAACACAGCCUGAUGGAAUAUCUCUGACUCUAGAGGAGCCAGCUUUGAUGUUAGAAAGUAGUGUGGGGGAACCGGAUGUGCCAGCCGAGCCCGACGAUGAGGAGAAGAAAAAACAGCCAUCUGUAGAAAAGGAGAGAAAAAAUGUCAAAGCAUGUAAUAACAAAAACAGUGAAGUCAGUGGUGGGAGCUUUCCACUUAACAUUGUGAAGCCUGACCCUUUCUCAGAAGAACUCCUUACCAUGCUGGAAACAGACAUAUUGCAUUCCAUACCCCCUGACUUUCCACCCGUGUCUCAGCAAGAGUGCUACCCCUUUUCUGAAAAGACAGAUACAGCCAAUAACCAUCAAGAGCCAGAGGUGACCAGCAUAGACAAACAUGCCUUGGAGAGUGGAAUUGCAGAAUAUAAGUUCACAGCUUCUCCCUCUGAACCAUUGGAUAUUCAAAAACAAGAUCAUGUGGCCAGUGAAAGUGACUCUCAACAUGAUGGCCUGAAAACCUCCAUAGCUUCAGAAGAGCAAGGCACCAGUGUGAUUGGCACUGACUUUAACAUGAUUGGGGAGCCCUCGUGUAACAUGAACACAGCACAGGCACAGCCUGCAAUUUCAGUGCAGGAGAGUAUGAACACAGACUCACAUCAUAAGGUAGACAUGGAGAUCAAGAGUGAAAAGAGUAGCUCUCCCGCAGACAACACUGACGCCAACUCCUGUUCUGUUAAAGACCCCCCAGCCAGCCCCCCAGGUCUUGAACCAGACCUGAAUGCCCUUCUUGAUGAUGAGAGUACAUUCUCACAGCUAUUCCCUCGAAAUGAGGAGCUGAAAAGGAAGAAGUGUCCAAGGGUGUAUGGAAAUAAAAAACAAAAAAUAGCCCAAGCUGUGCCAGCCGUUCAAGACUAUAGUUCCUCUGACAUGUUCCUUGAGAGGAAAGAGAAUCACAAGGAAAAUAAGACAGACAAAACAUUUGUCAACAAUAUCAGCACUUGUGAAUAUGAAACUAUAUCUAUUGAUGAUGCAAUCAUGCUAGACAUGUGUCACAAAGGCUCGAUGAAAGGCUCAGCUGACAAAGGUCGUCAUAGUGACGGCAAGACAGAAGACAAGGCAGAAGACAACCCAGAUCAUGGCUUGAGCACAUUCCUGAGCCCUACUGAUGACAUCAUCAAGGUCCCAGCGCCCUUGGGGCCCACAAACGCUGUCACCAGCAUAGGUGCUCUUGUCUCACAAGAUGACGAGUCUUGCAAAUCAGAGCUUCCUACUCCUGCUUGCUCAGUCCAGGCGGUGGAGCUCCCCAGUGCUCCAUGUGUUCAGGAAAAUUCACAUUUUAACAGUAUUGACCUUCAGAACCUUAACACCACAUUCCAGCUCCCAGAAAUACAAUUCUUCGAACCUAGCAAAGACAUCUCGCUGGUCCCGAGCAUCAUAAGCGAAGGAAGCGAAGUUCCACAGAGUCUUCCAACUGAAAGUGAGAAGCCUGCUAAGAAGCCCACAGAGCGAAGGGGUAGAAAGCGGGGCGAGGCAGGACAGAAACCAAAGGACAAACAAUACAAAUGCAAAGUGUGCUUCACAUGGUUCCUCACCUUGGGCGAGUUGAACUUCCACAAGCUCUCCCACAAUCCAUCCCCACCACCCACUUGUUACAUGUGUGUCCAGCGCAAGUUCAGCUCACGCGAGCAGCUGCGUGAUCACCUGAGGGAAAAGCACGCAAAAAACAAGGCAGGUGUCUGGGCCUGUGGCAUGUGCCUGAAGGAAAUCUCAGAUGUGUGGAUGUACAAUGAACACCUGCGUGAGCAUGCCACUCAGUUUGCUCGCAAGGGCCAAACCCAGAGCUCCCUGUUGGACAUGCCAGGCUGCUUCAUGCAGGAGACUGCUGUGAAGAACUUCAUUACUUCCAUUAUGCAACAUCAGCCGAGCAGCAGAUCCUCAAAAGGUGAAUCAUCCAAGUCGUCUUCCAAGGCGAAUAAAAAAGCCACAGCUGUUGACACAGUUGACCAAGAAAUUAGUGCAGUUGAUGACAGUGAACCGACAGUAACUAAGACAAAGAUCAGUGAGGGAAGUAAACAGCACAGCAGUUUUACACCAGUCGAGGUGCUUCAAAAGGCAGAAAUCACUCCCAAGCUUGAGAUGCAUCCCAACUGUAAAGACCCCUCAAGAGAUUGCCACCACUGUGGCAAACAGUUUCCAAAGCCAUUCAAGUUGCAGCGACAUCUUGUAGUACACAGCUUGCAGAAGAUCUUCAUCUGCCACAAAUGUCCUGUGUCUUAUCAGGAGGCCAAGGAUCUGAAAGACCACCUGAAGAACGAGCAUGAGGAAGUGGAUGAGUCAGACUCCAAGCACACCACACUGUACACCUGUGAGCUAUGUGCCGAUGUAAUGCAUGUGAUCAAAAAGUCUUUUAUAUGUAGCACAUGCAACUACAUAUUCUCCAAAAAGGAGCAGUUUGAUCGUCACAUGGAAAAGCAUCUCGAGGGGGGAAACAAAAUCUUCAAGUUCAGAGGAGUCCUUAGGCCCUGCAAGCCGACGUCCUCCAAAGAUGACAGCUUCAACACACCACCUGCUAAGAAGAGAAAAAUCCACCCAGAUAACCUACAAGAAAACAGCUCUGAUAGUGGCAUUGCCAGUGUUGCCUCAUGCCACUUGGCUCAAAGUGCAGACAUGGAGGUGCUUAAGACUGCCAUGGCUGAGCCUGCAACAUCCAGUGACGAUGAACAACAAAGUGAGACAGAUGACACAAAUUUGAAGACAGAAGAUGGCGAGGAGAUCACUUUGCAUGACCUGGGUGACGUUUCACAGUGUCAGUUUCAUAUAGAUGCUGCAGCGCAAACCUGUCCGGCAGAGGCUAUACCAAAGACAGAGGAAAGCGAUGAUAUGUCUUACGCUGAGUCGCACCAAGACAAAAAUAAAGCUGACCCGGAAAUCACAUGCGUGACAGUCACCUGUGAUGUAAAGGAAGAAGAGGACCUUCUCGCUAGCCCAAAACAGCCAGCGUCACCCGUGAUGUCCACUAAGGGUGAUAGUAACACAAACAGUGGGAGAGAUUGCACAAGCAAACCUAAACAGUGUUUUUCAGAACAAAGUGUUCAAGACAAUCAUAAAGAGACAAAAGAUGCCAAAUCAAUCAGUGGAGAUGGAGAAUUUUCACACACAGCAUCUCGCAGUCCUCAGAGUGAAAUCCUGAACAACUCACAGGCCUCAGAUGUACUCCGUAACAAAGAACAGUCCAUUUCCUAUUCAACCAGCCUGACAAAACAAACGAGGGAAGAUAAAGCUAAGGUCCAACCGGCUGCCCCCGUGAAGAGUGACACUGAAGGCAAGGACCCUCCAUCUGCAAGUGGCACGGAACAAUUUGUCACACCACCUCCAGUUAAGGAGAAAGUAUCUCAUAAAGCAGGUGAAAACCACAAGCACAGCCCCGGGACCAGCCCAAGGGCAUUGAGCUCUGUUACCGUGGAUGUAUCACCAGUCCAUCAUGCAAAGGUCACACCCUUGACCCCGUCAUCCAGUGACGACAAGGACUCUGCAAAAUCCCUGAAAAAAAGGAAAGAGUCGAAACAAGCACACAGCUCACAGAGAACCUCGUCCCCAGUGGCGCGGGAGAAUCUCGGCGUCGACUCAAGGGUGAAGAAGAAGUUCCGUCCUGACAAAGCUGAAAUCCCUGCAGGCCUGAAAAAGCCAGAUGCCCCGGGUGACUACCCCGUGCUUUCGUCUGUAAAGGAUGACACUGUCAGCAACAAGAUUGUCUCCAAGCACAAAGCAGGGACUCUUGGCCUGCAUCUCAAGAGGGGCUCCCUUGACAAUUACCCGCCAAAGAAGACAGAGAUUGUACGACAUUUACAUGUGGAUUUCAAAGGGAAGAGGUUAGGUCCUGGCAGGCCCGUCCACUCCCCGACUUCCAAAGUGUCUGUGCCAUCCAUGACCAACUCCUUGAACAAGUCCAGAGUUAAAACGGGGGUCAGAUCUGUGGACACACACUCCUACCGCACUGCAGAGUCACAGAAUAACCUCCUGAGCCAGCUGUUUGGCCAGAAACUCACUAGCUUUAAAAUUCCUUUAAGGAAGGACACUUCUGAAUCAAUAAACUGAGGAGAGUGUUUUCUCUGUGGCAAGUGCCCGAAAGCAGUGGCCGUGACUGUACCAGGGAAAUGUUCUGACUCUCCCCUCAGUGACGUUUUCACUUUUUAUUUAGUCACUUUAUUUUCCUUUCAUCUUCUUUUUGUAAAUGUGCUGUUGCAUUAAUGUGAGGACCAAUGAAAAAAAAGACUAGUUUAUGAAAAAUAUAAGAUAUGUUGUGCAGGAACUUUUUUUGAAAGGACUUUAUUCCAUUUCCUCUGAAGUUUGACAUUAUCUUUUUAAGAGAGACUUUAUUUCAUUUACAAAAAAAGAAAAUUAAAAAAAUAUUACUUGAAAAUAAACUGAAAAUAUUUUUGUUAAAUAAUGCAUGACAGUACAGUAUGACAUUCACAAGAAAGUGUUUCUUUUGGGAGAACAGGACCAAAGGACUAUAAGAUAAUAUGGACCAUGGCAAAGCGUCUUUGUGUAUGCUUUAGAGACUUACUGCUUGUAUAUCCUUUUACUUUACUGUACUGCAGUGAGAUUUCUUGUAUUGGCUUUUGUAUAACAUUAACUGGUGCUAUUGUAUGUUGUACUGUAAUGUGAACACAAUUGUCCUCCAUUUGAAGAGAAAACAUCAAGAUUUUCUCUUCAUUCAACAUGCUGAUACUCUAGGUCCUGCAAAUAACCAAGAAGGAAAUACUGUUGAUCAUUGUUGAUCAUAUCAUAAUGGUGCAUUUCUUUUUAAGUGUUUAUCUGGCUUAUUGGAAAGGGCAUUAUGACAGCCUGUCAAGUCAAUUGCAUGAGAUCACCUCUGUCGAACUCAGGUGCUAACAAGCCCUUAUCUGAAAGCUCUCCCGUGCACUGAUGUUUCCACCCAGACAACUCCACACUCCAUCAUCUGUCUGUCCUGCAACUGUUUAGGACUCCUAUUAACUAGAUUUUAAAAGGUGCUUUAUCUUGUUUAUAUGUAUCUUAACUUUGUAUAAUAUUGUAGGUAGUUUAUUUCCUGUGCAAUGCAUAAUGACAAAGGUUUAUUUUAAUAAUAUGCAAGAGAGUCGAAGAAUAAGAAGAAAGGGAAUUGUUCAGACUAUGGUUGGCAUUGAAGUGGUUGAAGUGCCUUAUAAAGUUGGUUACUGAAAGUCUGCAAUUGUCUCCAUUUGUGUCUUUAUUUGUUGUCUGAUGUAAAUUAAAGAGGAAUUUUCACACAUCUUACAGCAUCACGGAAUAAUUUCAUUUGUACAAAUACGGAGAGUACAUUAGGCUAAACAAAAGUGCAAAGGCUGCAAUAAAUACAAAUCUGGCCAUCACUUGUAGAGGGAAAAGAAGAGAGUAGCCAGCUGUAUGUUUGUCACAACAAUACACUAUGAUUCUCAGCAACAAUAGCCGUAAACCACAUGUCAAGACUGCUGGCUUGUGCAUCGCUGAAUAAUGUAAACCUUUGCCGCUUGAAUGCAUCCAUUCAAAGGGCACUUGU
This is a messenger RNA of Engraulis encrasicolus (European anchovy), 14713 nucleotides long. Its product is annotated as zinc finger protein 469. Bases 1234 to 13269 code for a protein of 4011 amino acids. The record is from RefSeq and is a predicted model, not a curated record. Lineage: Eukaryota; Metazoa; Chordata; Actinopteri; Clupeiformes; Engraulidae. The transcript has 8 exons.